CUCAGUUUCACACAGUCCUUCUCUAACCCUCUGGUCUUCUUUGACUUUUACUUCUUCUCUUCAACUUCCUCAUUUUUGAGCAAACCAAGCUAUCAUGUCUUGCCAGUCUACAGUCAGGUUUCAAAGAAGUGGCCGGAGUGGCUUCAGUGCUAACUCUGCCAUCACUCCCGGCAUCAACCGGUCAGGCUUCAGCUCUGUGUCCGUGUGCCGUUCUGGGGGCAGUGGUGGCUUUGGAAGGUCUUGUGGAAUCUCUGGGGGAGCUGGUUUCGGCAGCCGAAGCCUUUACAACCUAGGGGGGUCCAAGAGGAUCUCCAUCGCAGGGAGCAGCAGUGGCUUCCAGAGUGGAUGUGGUGGAAGAAUGGGAGGUGGAUUUGGUUUCGGCAGUGGAGUCAGUGGUGGCUUCGGAUAUGGUGGUGGAGCUGGCUUUGGUGGUGGCUAUGGAGGAGCUGGGUUUCCUGUCUGCCCCCCUGGUGGAAUCCAAGAAGUCACUAUCAACCAGAGUCUUCUGACUCCCCUCAACCUACAAAUUGACCCCACCAUCCAGAGGGUGAAGACUGAAGAGCGGGAGCAGAUCAAGACCCUCAACAACAAAUUUGCUUCCUUCAUUGACAAGGUACGAUUUCUUGAACAACAAAACAAGGUUUUGGAUACCAAAUGGACACUGCUCCAGGAACAGGGCACCAAGACUGUGAAACAAAAUUUGGAGCCAAUGUUUGAAGCCUAUAUUAACCAACUCAGGGGGCAAUUGGACAGAAUCACACGUGAGAAAGGUUCUCUGGAUUCUGAGUUGAGAAAUAUGCAAGAUCAAGUGGAAGACUUCAAGAACAAGUUCGAAGAUGAAAUCAACAAGCGCACAGCAGCAGAGAAUGAAUUUGUGACACUGAAGAAGGAUGUUGAUGCUGCCUACAUGAAUAAGGUGGAACUGCAAGCCAAGGCAGACUCUCUCCUAGAAGAUAUCAACUUCUUAAGAGCUUUCUAUGAAGCAGAACUGGCCCAGAUGCAGACCCACAUCUCUGAUACCUCUGUUGUUCUGUCCAUGGACAACAACCGUUCUCUGGAUCUGAAUAGCAUCAUUGCUGAAGUCAAGGCUCAGUAUGAAGAGAUUGCUCAGAGGAGCAGGGCUGAGGCUGAGUCCUGGUACCAGACCAAGUAUGAGGAGCUGCAGAUCACAGCUGGCCGCCAUGGGGAUGACCUCCGCAAUACCAAGCACGAGAUCUCUGAGAUGAACCGAAUGAUUCAGAGGCUGAGAGCUGAGAUUGAUAACGUCAAGAAGCAGUGUGCUAACCUGCAGAAUGCCAUUGCUGAAGCUGAGCAGAAGGGCGAGAUGGCCCUCAAGGAUGCCAAGGCCAAAUUAGAAGAUCUAGAAGCUGCUCUUCAGAGAGCCAAACAGGACAUGGCCCGCCAGCUGCGUGAAUACCAGGAGCUGAUGAAUGUCAAGCUGUCCCUGGACAUUGAGAUUGCCACCUACAGGAAGCUGCUGGAGGGAGAGGAGUGCAGAAUGAGUGGAGAAGGUGUGGGACCAGUCAACAUCUCUGUUGUGAGCUCCACAGUCUCCAGUGGAUAUGGCAGUGGCAGUGGCAGUGGUGUUGGAGGCGGUUUUGGUAUGGGUGGAGGAAGUGGUUAUUCCUAUGGUAGCGGCAGCGGCUACAACGUGGGAGGAGGACUCAGCGUUGGAGGCGGCUUCAGCUCCGGCAGUGGGAGAGGGUCUCUGGGAGGCAGCAGCACCAGUGUGAAGUACACCACGACCACAUCUUCCAGCAGGAAGAGCUACAAGCACUAACGUGUCUACCAGAUUACUGGCUCCGGAAUGCCUCAAGCCCCUGCUUCUUGUUCCUAACCCUUAGCAUCAAUGCGCUAUCCUUUUGGCUGCUGCAGAUGUUGGGGUUGGUUUCUAGAUCCCUCCCCCCAACCUUUGAUCUUUUCUUGCACCCAGGAUUGGGACCAAAAGUUUAAAUGCCUUAUACUUACCAGCUGGAUUAUUUCUCAUUGAGUAUGAACUUCCAAUCAUAAGAUUGUUGAGAAUAUCAGUGAACAUGGUCACACAAGUUCUAUCUGACCCCCUUAUCCAGCUAUCAGAAUAUCUACUUAUUGUCUUUAAGUUCCUAAGUCUGGGACCUUGGAAAAAUACUCAAGUGUCCUUCCUAAGCACAGACACUGACUUUUGGAUUUGAAAGAAGCUUGUACUUGACCACCUUCAGCUAGCCAUUUGGAGCUACAUGUCUACUGAAUCUCCUUGUGCUAAAAAAGCAGUGAUGCUGAUGUUUUCUUGCAGUGUACCUGAAAAUGGAAAUGAUAUAAGUAGAAAGACUACAGGAACUGUAUCCUUAUGACAUUUCUUUGGUCCCUUCCAUCUCUUAUACUUGUCCAAAUAAAGCAGAUUUAUAAUAUA
Molecule: messenger RNA, 2389 nt
Organism: Antechinus flavipes (yellow-footed antechinus)
Lineage: Eukaryota; Metazoa; Chordata; Mammalia; Dasyuromorphia; Dasyuridae
Product: keratin, type II cytoskeletal 6A-like
Exons: 9
Coding region: 95-1780 (561 amino acids)
Biological process (GO): keratinization; intermediate filament organization
Cellular component (GO): keratin filament
Molecular function (GO): structural constituent of skin epidermis
Source: RefSeq, a predicted model, not a curated record